Molecule: messenger RNA, 3922 nt
Organism: Dermacentor andersoni
Lineage: Eukaryota; Metazoa; Arthropoda; Arachnida; Ixodida; Ixodidae
Product: alpha-tocopherol transfer protein-like
Cellular component (GO): membrane
Molecular function (GO): phosphatidylinositol bisphosphate binding
Source: RefSeq, a predicted model, not a curated record
CCUCGUGCGAACAGGCAGAAGAAAGAGUAAGCGUUCCCGAUUUACAUUAUUGUUGUUUGCGGGGUCAUUGGUUUCUUGGGUUAUGAGACUUUCCUUGGCAAUAGUAGUUUAGGUGACUAACCAUUGCAACAGUUGAGCAAGUUACCGUCUGCGAUCAUGUAAAGGGAGAGAAGCCCGUUUACAGAACCACCUCGGGGCACAAGCAGCUGUUGCGAAAUGGCUGUAAGGGGGAUAGAAACGGAUAUCACGGGCGGAAAGGCGAGAGAGCCCGCUGUGCCCGCACUUGCAAGGACGUGGGUCUUUCGGCCUUCGGUCGAAGCUGCCGCAGGGGGUUCAUUCGGUCAGCGCAGUAGGACGCGAACGCACGUGCGUUGCUGAAACUCUGGUGCGGACACACAACGUUAGCAGCUUUGUCGGUGCACCGAGCCCAUCUGUGACCCACGCCUAACUCACAUCUGCGAAGACUUGACGGCUGCCGAGGGGCAUUCUGAUUGUCGUGUGAAUCGUCGACCGAAAAAAAAAAAAAGAAAGCACGAGAAGAGUGACGGUGUGUACGACACUGAUGCGAUGGCACACGAAAAAACGGGCGUAGCAGUUGAAGCACAAGCCCAGCGGAAGCGUUCGAAAGAUCUCGCCCAAGGCAAUGUGGUGGAAACGCCUGAACUGAGAGAGCAAGCUCUGAAACGAUUACACGACCUCGUUUCAGGUGAACGACAUCUCCACUACAACCCCGACGAUGAAGUCCUCCUGAAGUUCCUGCGAGCUAGGAAGUUCAACGCGGACCGCACUUUCAAUUCGGUCAAGAACUACUUCAAGGUCCGGCGAGAAAAUCCAGGAAUGCUCGACGACCUGAGGCCAAGCCGCAUUCCUUUCGAUAGCGUCUGCCGAAAGCAUGGUCUGGUGACGCUGUCUCGCAAAACAGAUCCCGAAGGACGGGCCGCUGUGCUAUUCCGAUUCGGAGCCUGGAACACAGAUAUCUGUUCGCUAAACGACUACUUCAGAGUAUGCGUAGUGCAUGCCCUGCACAUUAUCAUUCAGGAACCGUUCCAAGUCAAGGGCGUCGUGGUCGUGCUAGACCUGAAGGGCCUCGGCCCCUACCACUUCGCUCACUACACGCCUUCUAACAUGAGAAAGUUCUUCACUCUUGUGCAGGACUGCUUUCCACUGCGAAUCAAAGGAGUUUACAUCAUAAACAGUCCUCUGAUAUUUGAAUUCUUCUUCGCUAUCGCCAAGCGUCUCAUGAAGGCGAAACUGUUGCAAAGGACCUGCUUCAUUGGCAACGACCUCGACAAACUGAAGAGCCUUGUGCCUGAUGACGUCGUUCCAGAAGAGCUUGGAGGAACGAACGAGAGCUACGACUACGACGUGAUGGAGGAGGAUCUGCUGCGAGAAGAGGAAUUUUUCCAGAGUAUGAACUCUUACGGGUAUCGCAAGAAGUCAAAAACUUGAAAGCCUGUUUGAACGGAGUGCCAUAUAUAGUGCGCUUUUAAAAGCUUAGCCUACAGAGCAAGAAACAUUUAGGAGCGGAAACUACACUUUUUGUGGCAAGCGGAAAAUGUCACAAGUCCGCGGAGCAACUAUCAUGCUGGCCGUACAUGGCUGCCGAGAAAGAAAUUACCGCCGUUUCGGUUGUCAAGGCAACCGGUCGGCGGUUGUGUUUCUCGGUUGUGUUUCUGAGGGCACUCACACUCGUUUCUUUAGCGGUGGCAGCCUGGACAGCGAUUGGUGCUGCGAUUUAGCCAUUUGAGCACAGUAAAAAUACAACGCGUUCUUUUCGAUGACCGCUACAAUAAGGUGAUAUGUAGAUUCCGGAUGUACGUGGCGCUAUUGUUGGACACCCACGCGAUGACUUUCAUUGGACGGGUGUAAGCGCUGCUGGCAUUCGUCGCAUGCAAACAUGCGUUCAAUUUCUUCAAGUGUAUGACCAAGAUGAUUUUCCUCAAGCUCAUGGGCUCACACGCUGUGUUCGCCGCUGUUCACACGAUGUGUUCACACGUUCACUGCUCUUGAUGUUCCUGGCUUGUCGUAUACACUCAUUAUUGAUGUCUUAACAGUAGCAUGAUUGAUAUUUGAUGACGCUUCCCGGGGAGUCCGCUUCUUUGUGGAUGUCAAAGAUACUGAAAACGGAAGAAAGAUGCGGGGAAUAGCCUCUGGACAUAGUCCAGGUUUUUUUUCGGGUGGCCCAGGAUUACCUCGCCUCCAAGCUCACCGUAGUACUUAUCCCGUUUCAUCAUGUUGCUCGUUAAGUGCUUCUCGCAAACGUAAUCUGUCGAUGUGAGCUGACGGCCUACUCCAGAAAUCGCCGUAACCCAUGCUUCCAGUUGUUCAGGAUCAUUCAGAGCCUUGAAGAUGCUCACAUUUUCCCUGAAAGACUUGUACCCGCUUUUGUAGUUUUGAGCGAAACACCUGCCUCCCAUCUUACGCUAGCAAAUUCUGAAGAAGGGCAUUGCGCAUAGCAGCGCUGUUAGUAGUGUUAGUCAGGGCGCACAAACACAGCAUUACGGCGUGCCCGCUGAAGCGAACGUCCGUGUCGUCUGCUUGUCGUCAGCUUUGAGCGGAAGACAUGAGAGCCGGCGAAGAGAGCGAGCCCGAGCUGGCCAUAGAAUAAAGAAGCUGGCCGCCGGGCUUCUUUUUUCCCCUGCGGCUUGCAUGACACGCCGCAAGGUGCCGCCUUUGCAUGCGCUUCCGUCGGCGUAUGCUAUUUUUGUGACGUUAUCUGGUCGCCCGCGCGCCCGCACUGACGGGGGUUUCAACUCCUAAAUAUGCUUCCUCCGUGGCUAAGCCUCACGCAGCAGCAGGGAUGGAGUUGGCUAAGGCGAGUUGCUCCACGGCCAUCUACACAAAAAGCGUGACGCUUACUGCUUUGUAAUGGCUCAACGCAUCUACGCAUGUCCUCGCGAUGUGCGCUUGCCUAGCGGCGAACCAUCGGGAGCAAAGUUGUAGAGGAGUUGUUCUUCACGAAGAAGGGAAAAGUUGGCACUAUGUUUUGCAGCCUUUGAGGGAGCACGGCUCAGCGCCAGCAAAUUUGCCGUCAACUGUUCUUGCGACGGCCAUGAUUUACAGAGAGGAAUCAUGUUAUAGCCACACCGCGAAGCAGCCAUUGCAGCCCUUAAAAUUAUGUUGGUCAGAAAUUAAAGUCAACAUGUUUCACUGACCAAACAAGCAGAGGGAGUAUUUCGUCCGCCUAUCCGCGAAACUCUUCUGAACUGCUGCUUUUCGGCGACGUCAGGCGCAAAAUGACCACUGUGCCAUCUAUGCCUCAUUUCUUGGAAGCAUUUCCUACUGCCUGCCGACUGGCGUGCCUGAUGCCACUGCACAAAUUGCAGUAAGGAAACAAAUAUGAAAGUCUGUUUGCCACCUCUUCUAGGAACUUGGAGCUGUAGGCGCGAACGCGUUGAAGGAAGUCAUAGCGUGAUGUCAUCUUUAUCACACCUCACGUUGGUGGGCAUUACUAAAUUAUUAUGCCUCGACAAUUUAACGGUAAAGCGUGCAAUCAUGCUUAGAAGCAAGCGCAUCCCUUCUAUGAUUUAUUCCCAUUCAUUUCCCACUUUGGUAUCUAUGUUUAUGAACAGCAAGUCUUUCUUUACUCGGCUCCUUUACUAACCUAUAGCGUGUAUUAUAAGAGGCAACAAGAGCAAUAAACCUGCUGUGCGUCUAGCUCCUUGCUAAUUUCACUGUUGGUGGACAUUUAGCGAACGAGCCAGUGUGACAUUAACUAGUCACCGGUCGCGAACAUUUUCCAUCUUUACCUGGCAGCCUGUGCAUUCCGUUAGAUAUCUACACAUUCUACCACAGGCUUCAUGUUUUUUUAUGCAUGAGGAUGUGGCUGCAGCCUUACUCGUGCUGUAGUUGUGUGAAGCGCCUCAUCAACUUGAAGUACCCGUUUGUUUUGCCAGCAAAUAAAUAUAUUCACAGAGGAUCA